Messenger RNA from Aspergillus neoniger CBS 115656, 1469 nucleotides. Its product is annotated as aldo-keto reductase. Bases 397 to 1377 code for a protein of 326 amino acids. The transcript has 6 exons. NCBI's taxonomy places the organism in Eukaryota, Fungi, Ascomycota, Eurotiomycetes, Eurotiales, Aspergillaceae. Gene Ontology annotation, cellular component: cytoplasm. The record is from RefSeq and is a predicted model, not a curated record.
CUCGGUUCUGUCGGAGUUAACGGAUAUUGGGGGAGUUAAGCGGUCAUCAACUUGAUACUCCCCGCGGCUAGCGUGUAAGCUGCCCGCAUAGGCAACCUGUGGUACCAUAGUGUGAGACUACACUGGAGGCGAGAAGUUACAACUUCACAAAACAGUGGAAACUCGAAUCCCAAGCUGCAAAUCAAUUGCUACAAUGGAUACUCGGCAAAAGAAAGGGUCCAUUCCGAGCCCGUGCCGGACUGUCCAGGAUCCACCCGGAAGCAGAGCCAUGGGCGAUGUCAUAACCCUACAGCUGUUCCUAUAAGAACUGCUUCCAGUCCUACCUGCAAACAUUUUCAGAUUUUCAAGAUUCACACACAAUUAGAACAAUCAACACUACCAACAUCAUUCGUCAACAUGGUCAAGACACUUCCCUUCCAAGACAUCCAGGUCCCGUCACCCGGCUUUGGUGCCAUGGGCCUCAGCUUCGGCUUGGGCUACAACCUCAGUCUUGAAGAAGCAGAGCCCGUUCUGCUGAAAGCUAUCGAGCUUGGCUGCACUUUCUGGGAUACUGCUGUUAUUUACCAAGCGGGUGUGAACGAAAAACUUUUGGGAGAUUUCAUUCGCAAGCACAAUGUGCGCGACAAGAUCUUUAUUGCCUCCAAGUGCGGGUUCAAUGUCGAAAGCUUUACCGUCACCAACUCCGCCUCACAUAUCAAGGAAUACAUUGAAGGAACUAUUGAACGACUAGGGUUCACACCUGACCUGUAUUACCUCCACCGUAUCGAUCCUAACACCCCUCUCGAGGAGUCCAUCCCGGCUCUGGAUGAGAUCCGCAAGGCAGGCAAGACCAAGUACAUCGGUCUUUCAGAAUGCUCUGCUACAACUCUGCGCAAAGCCAACUCCAUUGCCAAAAUCGACGCCGUCCAAGCCGAAUACUCAGCCUUUGAGACCCUGCACGAGACGGACGGUCUGAUCGACACCGUCAAGGAGCUGGGUGUGGCGUAUGUGGCCUACAGUCCUCUGGGACACGGCUGGCUUGUGGACGACUUUCCCUUCAAGACGCCCGAAGACUUUGCGCCUGACGAUUUCCGUCGCGGUUCCCCCAAGUUCCAAGGUGAAAAUUUCUACGCCAACAAGAAGAUCGUGGAUGAGAUCAAGAAAAUCGCAAGCAAGAGAGGCUGUUCGAUCAGCCAAGUGGCCCUGGCGUGGGUUGCUGCUCAAGGCAUGAUUGCCAUUCCCGGCACAACCAAGGCGCACCGGUUGGAGCAAAACUGGGCUUCUCGGGAUAUCGACCUGACUGAUGAGGAGAAAGCCGAGAUGCGCAAGAUCAUUGAUGCCGCCAAGCCGCAGGGAAAUAGAUAUAAUGAGCGUCAACAGGCUAUGGUUGGGCACUAAGCGGAGCCGGGUCUUUUGGGUGGGGAUAUAUAUAUUUCUGGCGAGUCAGAUUAAACUUCUGUUGAUUUUUGAGACUUGAAGGCUAUUGCAGG